Rotaria sp. Silwood2 is the source of this 1320-nucleotide messenger RNA. The record is from the annotation of a GenBank genome assembly. Lineage: Eukaryota; Metazoa; Rotifera; Eurotatoria; Philodinida; Philodinidae.
AUGCGUGAAAGGUUUGCCAGGAAUGAAAGUCAAAUCAUCAAGAUUGACGAAUUCGACGUAAAAUAUUGUGCUGACGAGGCGAUCCAAUGGUAUACACAAGAUACAUUUUUAUAUCGUGAACUGAAUAAAGCAAUACGUACACCAGACUUCGAUGUUUCGUUUGCAUUUCGUUUUUAUAUUCGUGAUAUUUAUAAACAACUUGAGAAGUUGUAUAAAGAACAGGAGUCUUAUCUGCAUACAUGGAAGUUUUACCGUGGUCAACUAAUGCAAACUAGAGAAGUUGAACGAUUGACUGCUGGAAAAAUAAUAUCCGUCAAUAGUUUUUUCUCUACUUCUAUCAAUAAAGAAGUUGCCAUUAAGUACGCAGGUCCACCAGAAGAAUCAAGCGGUCUCGUUGGAGUACUGUUCGAAAUCGAAGUUAAAACCUAUCAACCACCCAAGAACAAACCAUACGCAUAUAUAAGCAAUUGUGGCAGUGAAGAAGAAGAAGUUUUAUUUAUGCUGGGCACCGUUUUUCGUCUGAAAGAACGUAAAUAUGACGAAAGCAAGCAUUUGUGGAAUUUUGCGCUAGAACUCUGCGGAGAAGAAGACGAAGACUUGAAAGCUGCUGAAAUAUCAGGGGAAGAAGAGAUUAAUAAAAAUGACAAUAGUAAUUCGUUCUACGGUCUACUCUGUUCUUUGAAUAACAAAAUUAAGAGUUUACAACAGCAGUUCUCGGACGGUUUCGAUGAAUGCACUGUUGAUUCGCUCCGAGAUAAGAGUGUUUCACUUGUGAACAAAGUUUGGGAAGGCACUGAAGAUCCUGAUGCAAAAUCAAUUCAAGAAAGCCAGAUUCAAUUGGUGAAACAAAUCUACGAAGACAUUGAAACACCACCUAAAGAGUAUAUAAAAAAGACAUUUAUUCAUAGUCUUAAAGUUGUGGCCCAGCUAUCUGGAGACGUGAAAGACCCUAUUAGAAAAUCGGAAAAAGAAAAUGUUCUAAGUAUUAGUGAUAGCAAAACAUUCAACUGGUGUGCUCAGUCUUUGGGGAAUAUGAUCGAUAAUGAAACGGAGAACGAGUCGAAAGAAGAGCAGAAGGCUGACAUGGGAUUAAUGGCGGAAACACUCGUUCAAGGAGUCGCAUGUGUUUUGCACGAUCUUGGAAUUCCUAGUAACGAAGGGAUAACGCAAAAUAUUAGUGAAGAUGGUAGCAAUAAUUCUCAUUCAUUAGUGGCUAAUUUAGUUGAGAAAAUUAAAGGUCUAGGUGAACAACUGUUGAAUACUAGAUCUUCUCUAACCAUCUCGUCUCGCAAUGCCUUUCCUCCACUUGAGCUUGAUUAG